CCUUUUCUCAAGACUUCUACAAAGAUGUUUGAUAUAAAAGCUUGGGCUGAGUAUGUUGUGGAAUGGGCUGCAAAGGACCCAUAUGGCUUCCUUACAACAGUUAUUUUGGCCCUUACUCCAUUGUUUCUAGCAAGUGCUGUACUGUCCUGGAAAUUGGCCAAAAUGAUCGAGGCCAGGGAAAAGGAGCAAAAGAAGAAACAAAAACGUCAAGAAAAUAUUGCAAAAGCUAAACGACUAAAAAAAGAUUGAAGGAAUGAACAAGCUCUGCAACUAGAGGAAAAUUGUUUGGAAAAUUAUGCAGCUCUGGAAGGACCACUAAGGUUUCUUUUCUGGACCUUAUGACAGUAUUAUCUAGUAAACGAAGCCUGAGCAUAUGGAAGAAUCAUGUUAGUUCUCACCUGUACUAUAGCAACUUUUAGGCUUUGGUGUGGAAGUCUCUUGACAGUUAUUGUAAAUUGGCAUUUAUGCUACAAAGUAUUUAGUCAUUUGUCUUUUUGCAGUGUAAGUACUAAAAUGAAAACAUCCUGUGGAUAAAAAUGACUUUAGAACGUGAACUCUAUUCAAAUAAUGGCUUAAAAUGGGGUCCUGUUCUGGACAAAGGAA
This is a messenger RNA of Sus scrofa (pig), 603 nucleotides long. Lineage: Eukaryota; Metazoa; Chordata; Mammalia; Artiodactyla; Suidae. The record is from RefSeq and is a predicted model, not a curated record.